Glossina fuscipes is the source of this 4411-nucleotide messenger RNA. RefSeq names its product GRIP and coiled-coil domain-containing protein 2 (gene GCC185). The transcript is spliced from 5 exons. The record is from RefSeq and is a predicted model, not a curated record. Bases 82 to 3930 code for a protein of 1282 amino acids. NCBI's taxonomy places the organism in Eukaryota, Metazoa, Arthropoda, Insecta, Diptera, Glossinidae.
AAUUAAAAUAUCAAGUGUUGUGUUUUUAAUUUUAACUAAUUUUUAAGACGCAAAGCACGACUCUUAUAAGAGCGCUUAACCAUGGAUGAAAAAAUGGCAACAACAGAACAACAACAGAAAUUAACUUUAGAGUUAUUAACUAAAGAGGAAAUUAUAAAUAAAUAUAAAAGUUUAUUAAUUAUAGCGAAGAAAGCUAAGCAGGCUAAAGAUGAAUCAUCUGAAGAAAAUCGUAAAUUAAAGGAAUUAUUGCAACAACAUGAAACCCAAAAGGAGGCCGAUAAGAAAUCUUUAUUGACCAUGAAAGAAAUGGUAGAGUCUUAUACAGAAAACAAACUUCAAUUAACGAAUCAAGUAUCAGAACUUCAAAAACAGCGUAGAAUGGAUGUGGAAGCGUUGGAAAAACUAUCUAUCGAGAAUGAGUGCGUUAAACGUCAAUUGCAGCGUUUAAGCGGCGAUAAUGAUUCACUUUUAGCGGAUUUACAGCGAAUGGAACAACACAUGCAACAAAUAAAUGUUCUGGGUCAUGAACAGAAACAACAUUUAGAAUUGCUAGAAGAUGAAGUGGGCAUACUGCAGCAAGCCAAAUCUAGAAAUGAGAUUCUGCAGCAGGAAAACGUAGAAAUCAGUAAAUCAUUGCAAGAACUGAAACAGUUAUAUGAACUUACGAAGGAAAACAAUAAUGAACAAAAGCAAAAAUUUAAAAAUAUGAAAGAUCGGUUUAUUGAAGUGCUACGAAAAUUGAAAAAGUUAAAAGAAUGCAAAAGAGUCUUGUUGGAAACGCAACAUGAAUAUGCGGAUUCAGUGUCCCAGUGGCAAAAUGAAAUUAUCCAUGCUUCGCAGUUAUUGUGUAAAGAGUUUAACGUUUUGAAAUCGGAAAACGCAAAACUGUUACGAAUAUCAGGAAAAAGUCCCUGGGAAGGAGAUCAUUUAAUUCCGAUGAAAAAACUUAAUGCAUUAUUAGAGUUGAGUGAAACAGCUUGCCAAGAACACAAACAACUUCAGGAAGAGAACGUGCGCCUUUUGGGUCGGCAGGAAAUAUCCAUCGACGCACACUUAAGCGAACAUCAAAAACCAUUCGAGGCCAUUAAGCGAUCUGUUUUAAAAUUGGAAGAAAUAUCUCGAUUAGCAGAAAGGGUGCAGGAAGAUCAAACUUUACUAAAAUUAGAAAACGAUAGACUGCAAAGAUUAUUAAACAUAUCACAAAGUGAGAAUGGAAAUUAUGGAAGAAUUUUUAAAAAAUUAGAUGAAAUGCAGCAUUUAAGCGUAAAAGCUCAAGAAGAAUUUGAACUCAAGCAGUCGGAAUUACAAAUCUUAGAGGAAAAAUAUCAACAGGUAAUGGAAGGACAACAAAAGUUCCAAAGCGAGGAGAAAGACACCCAAGAAUUACUGGAAAAGUUAAAAAAUUUAAAAGAAGAUAAACUUAAUUUAAUUUGCAAACUGGACGAACUAGAAGCUGAAAAACAAUCUUUAGCGGAAAAUGUAUUAAAAUUGGAAAGAAGUUGUGCUCAUUUAAAUGGAAAAUUAUCCAGCACUCAGAAAUCGUUGGAAGAUUUGCGUUGUUCGUAUAAAAAGAAGGAAACGGAACACACGGAAUUGUUGAAUGAAAUGCGCGAAUUGAAUGAAGCGUUAAAAGCGAGAGGCGAUAUGAUUUCGCGUCAGCAAAAUGACUGCCAGCUAUUGCAGGUCGAUCUGAAGAAGAACUCUGAAAAAUUACAGCAAGUACAGGAGGCGCUAGCUUUUAAAGAAAAGGAACUCGAUGAUAAGCAGGCACAAUUAAAGGCAAUAAGGUCUGAAGUUGAAGAUGCUCGACAAAAAAUGGAAAGUUUAGAAAAUUGUUCAUCUCUUAAUGAGGAGAAAGUGCGUGUACUUAGAAAUGAAUUAGAAACUCUUAAAACUUAUACACAGACCAGUCCCCCGGAUCAAGAUAAUCAAAGCGAUCUUUUAUCUACAUCGAGUAUAUCGAAAGGCGAAGAGUUGCAGUGCUUUAAAGAGGAGCAAGAUUCUUUCGAAGAUAAAUAUCAAAAAGUCAGGAGCUUGGCGGCCAAAUUUAAAAAGAAACUGUUGGAACAAACUGCUUUAAAUCAAGACUUAGAAGAGGAGUUAGCUAAUUAUAAAUCGAAGCAAGCACAAAUGCAGCAAGACUUCAACCAUCAACAGCAUGUGAAACAAACGGAAAUGGAUAAUGUUCAGCAGCAAUUGUUAGAGGCGCAGAAACAGGUGGAUACUCUAAAGGUGGAGAAUCAAAAAUUGCGUUCGUCUCGAAAGCAGGCAAACGUUUUAAAUUUGGAAAUUGAGGCGGCCGAAAAGUCAUUGACAGAUGUCUCCGUUAAAUUGGCAGCACGCACUACCGAACUAAGCGAAAUGCAAGAUUUACUUAUUACUAAGGAAACCACAAUUAAGCAGUUGCGUCAAGAAAUACAUUUAUUAGAAUCCGCUAAGGAGUCCGAAAUUAACCAUUCCCAAGAAUUAAAAGAGCAAAUCGAUCAUUUGCAAAAAACUUUAAAAGACAUGGUUUAUGCCAAACAGCAGGCUCUCGAUGCAAGUAAAAGUCUAGAACACGAUGUUGAGAAUUUAAAAUUGGAAUUUGAAUCUGCCCGUAUGCAAUUGUCUGCAGCAGCCAGCCAACAUGAUAAAGCCUUGAAUGCCUUGUCCGCCGAAAAGGAAGAAUUAAUGCAUCAGUUCAGAGCUACGCAAGAAAUUCUGUUUAAUACCGAGCAACGUUUAAAAACGGCGGAGAGAGCUACCGAAGAUUUACGUGUCGAGUAUUUGGAUUAUAAAGUCAAGGCUCAGGCUGUCUUAAGAAAAAAUCAAACUCGCGAUAUUACUAAGGAAAAAGAAUUGGAGGAGGAGUUGUUAAUGUCGCGAACUACGGAACAUCAACUGAGAACGACUGUACAGACAUUGAAUACAAAAUUAGAAAUGUCCGAGAAACAGAAUGAGCUGCUUAAUGACGAUCAGGCUAGUUUGCAAAAGCGUUGCAAAGAGUUAAUGGAAAUUGUCGAGGAAUCGCGGGCCCAAAAUGAAUCUUUGGCCCAAGAAUUGCAACAGAAAGCCCAGCAGCAACAUGAGAUUCUAAAGCAGCAUCGUUUACAAAUAGAAACAGUGAAUGAGUGUCAUAAAGAACAAAUUCAGUCAUUGGUUAUCGCUCAUAAAAAACAAAUCGAGCAAUUGCAUAAGGAAAUGAAUGCUAAUCAACGAGUCACGCCGUCUAUAGGUGCUUCGAAAACCCAAGCUCCGCCGCCCUUGGCUGAUAUGUUGCAAGCGGGCGAGCAGAGCAAAAUUGAUUUCCUUCUUAUGGAGCGGGAAGACGCGGAAGGCUCUGAAGAGGCUUUAGCUACUCUCGCCGCUUCUCGUAAGAUUUCUAAUGCUUCCUCGAAUCAAAAACGGGGCCAACAUGAUUUCAUGCCAUUAGAUGAGCUUCUAAAUACACCCAUUAAUGCUAUUAACAGCGAAACUUUGCUUACAAAUAAUCAAAGGCAAAUUUCUGAAUCGGACAAUAAUCCAAUCGGUUUGUUGCAACUGGACUUGCAUGAUACUAAAGAACGCUUACAAAUGCAAGAGAGCCGAGUGCGUCACCUGACCGCCUUGUUGGCAGAAAAUGAGCAAGAUUUAGCGAAAUUCACACAAAUGAAUGAUAUACUUAAAGAAGAAUUGCGUCGCCAAGAACGUUGCAGCGAGAGGCAGCAACAUAUGCAUAAUUCAGAGUAUUUAAAAAAUGUUAUCAUGAAGUUUUUAACUCUUAACAAUAGCGAUGAAAGAAUCCGUUUAGUGCCAGUUUUAAAUACUAUUUUAAAAUUGAGUCGUACCGAAACGGAAAUGUUGAACUGUGUUGCUAAAGGGCAAAAAGUGGUCGCAGAUAGCAGUCACCGCAGUGGUUGGGGGAAUUUUCUACCCUCUUGGGGCGGUGCUGGCAACAUUAAUAAUAAUUAGAUUUUAAGGGAACUUCUUGUAUGGCCCAGGAAUUUAUUUGGAAAAAUUUAUUGCAAAAAAAUGUCAUAUUUCUUUAAAUAUUUGUCAACGAUAUUUUAAAUGGUUUUUUUUGUUUUUUUUCCCCUCUUAAUUACUCAAAUUGACUUAACAUACACACUUUAUUACACAAUCAUGAUCAAGACGUAUUAUGUAUAUAUAAUGUUUAGUUUUUAUGUAUAAAUUAUAAAAUUAAUGAUUGUUUUAGUUCUAUUAUCCAAUUACAGGGCCUUCUUUCGGCAAAAAUGUAACUAUUUGAAAGACUUAAAAGCAAUGUACAUAAGGACACGAAGGUCACAUUAUUGUAUUGUAAAUUUUUUGAAAAUUAUUAUAUUUUUUAAAAUUUCUCCGAGACAUCGGUCGGUUCUAAAAUGGUCCUUAUUGCGUUAACACUAUAACAAGUAUAAUAUGAAAUCUUCUAAAUUAAGAUAAUUAAUAAUCCAAA